Molecule: messenger RNA, 682 nt
Organism: Microplitis mediator
Lineage: Eukaryota; Metazoa; Arthropoda; Insecta; Hymenoptera; Braconidae
Exons: 2
Coding region: 67-576 (169 amino acids)
Source: RefSeq, a predicted model, not a curated record
UUCAAUCAGUAUCAGUUCAACAAUCGACAAGUAUCUUCUACGAAGAAAUCAACCCAACGACUCAUCAUGUUCGCUAAAGUAUUAGCCGCUGCUGCUCUCAUUUGCUGCGCAAUUAUUCAGAUAAAUUCCAUGCCAGUACAAGACGACGGUUAUAGCAAACCUUCAUCGUAUCAAGAAAAAGGGCCAUUUGAAAUGGAAAUGAUUUCACUCAAUGGAUCACGAAAAAUAUUGACACCCUCCGAAAUACUUUCUCUCAAACCUCAACUACCAUCAAAUGCUAAAAAAUUAAUCCUAUACAAUUUGUUUGAUCAAAAUGGAAACUCUUACAUAUUGUCUGAUCAUCAAAUUAAACGCUUACUCAAUUUCGAUGUGAUUGCAAUAAUAUUAGGUAGUAAUUCCGCGGUACCAAAAAGUCGUGGUUUUGGUCAUUUGUUCGUAAUUCUUCAACAAGAUGGUACGUUGAAAUCAUUUAUGUACAAUUUGACACUUCAAGAGGCAGUAAAACAAUUACCUCGAAAUUAUCCAUUUCACUUCGCGUCAUCAAAGAAUGCCUACCAUCCAGGAACAAAAAAUUAAUUAAAUCUUGAAAAAAAGAAUAAUCAUUAUUUUGAAACAUAUAUCAGGAUUAAUACAUAUCAUUGACUUAAGUCAAAUAUUUAAAUCCUUAUUAUACUAUAAUAUA